AAAAUCGCAUUCGGGGCGCGGGGGGGGGGGCCGAGCCGCGCGCGCAGCCGCCUCGUCCUCGAUUUCUCUAGGGUUUCCUCUCCCAUUCGAGCCUUCGAGCCGGCUUCGUUCCCUUCCUCUUCGUCGCCAUCCACCGCCGAAGUCGAGCCCCUACUCGGGCUUCCUCGCCAUCUUCGACUUCCUGUGAGUCGCCAUCCACCGCCGAAGAAGCCCAUCUCCGACUUCCUGUGACUCGCCAUCCACCGCCAUCCAUCUUCGACUCGGGCUUCGUCGCCAUCUCCACAAAAGACCAGCUCUGACUUCGUUUUCUUCGCCAUCUCCGCAAAAGACCAUCUUCGAUUUCGAGUUUCACACCACCGGCGCAUCUUCAUCUUCUUCCACGUGAACGAUCUUGGUCUUCGACCAUCGAUCUGGAGUCUUCGUCCACCGGAAGAGAUCUUGUUCUCUGUUUUGGCCAGUGAUCUUGGCCUCUGUUUCAGCGAGCGAUCUUCGUGUUCGCCAUCUCCGCCGAAGUCGACCUCCGAUUCCGACUUGCAGACCGUCGUUCAUCCUCGUCGCCAUCUUCGUCCACGGUUGAGAAACUGUGUUUCAGAUACACGGAGUUUCUGAAAAAAUGGACAAGUCACUGACUGCAGAAACGAAUAGUGCAAGGAAAGAAAAAUUGGAGAUCAUGGGGACAGAAGCGUGUGCAGCUCCUGAGGAAUUCAAUCCAUGCGUUGUUUUGACGGGUACUGCCAAGGAAGGGAGUUGUGGACCUACUCUUGGUUUGAUGGAUAUUGGUGUCAGUCCAAAAGCCUACCUUUGUCGGAUUGCCCUGCCUGGGAUUAGGAAAGAUGAAAGUAAACUUGCAGUUGAUAUCCAGCGGGAGGGAAAGGUAACUGUAAGAGGAAUGUCACCGUCUGGAAGACUCUUGAAAGAUUCAUCAACUGUGCAUGUGGUGAGAGUGCAGCAGCUAAGCCCACCUGGAGAGUUUAGCAUUUCCUUCAACUUGCCUGGACCUGUUGAUCCCAGACUAGUUUCACCCAAUUUCAGGUUGGACGGCAUCCUUGAGCUCGUUAUAAUGAAGGUCAUGCCUACAGCCUAAGAAAGAGUUGUAAUAAUUGUGUUACCUUUGCUACCAACGAUUUAACUGCUUCUAUCUUAGCACCGGAUUUUCUGAGUAGGUUGUUUUAUACAGUUAUGUAUGUAAUGUGGGUAAACUGUAAAGUUAUGAUAUUUUAGUAGGGUUUCUGUUUACAGCA
Molecule: messenger RNA, 1241 nt
Organism: Diospyros lotus (date-plum)
Lineage: Eukaryota; Viridiplantae; Streptophyta; Magnoliopsida; Ericales; Ebenaceae
Product: increased DNA methylation 3-like
Exons: 5
Coding region: 614-1084 (156 amino acids)
Cellular component (GO): nucleus
Source: RefSeq, a predicted model, not a curated record